This is a messenger RNA of Phragmites australis (common reed), 1715 nucleotides long. Its product is annotated as cytochrome P450 71A1-like. The transcript is spliced from 2 exons. NCBI's taxonomy places the organism in Eukaryota, Viridiplantae, Streptophyta, Magnoliopsida, Poales, Poaceae. Gene Ontology annotation, molecular function: oxidoreductase activity, acting on paired donors, with incorporation or reduction of molecular oxygen; monooxygenase activity; heme binding. Bases 90 to 1595 code for a protein of 501 amino acids. The record is from RefSeq and is a predicted model, not a curated record.
CAAGAAAUUUUUUUAAUCGCAGUGGUCGCAAAAUGCUGAGCAAAACCCAAUCUUUUCUCCAUCAGUAGUAGUCAGCAGAGCAGGAGAAGAUGUCUCCUUACGUGUUCGCCGCCGCUGCCGUGCUUAUCGUCUUCCUCUAUGUCGUCAAGAACCGUCGGAGCGGCAAGCUCCCGCCGUCGCCUCCAUCGCUGCCGCUGAUCGGCCACCUCCAUCUCAUCGGCCGCCUCCCGCACCGCUCCUUGCACGAGCUGCACCUUCGCUACGGCGGCGACGGCGGCCUCCUCCUCUUGCAGCUCGGGCGCAGGCGGACCCUGGUCGUGUCCACGGCUGCGGCGGCCGCCGACCUGUUCAAGAACCACGACCUCGCCUUCGCCUCCCGCCCGCGUAGUGCGGCGGGCGACAAGCUGACGUACGGCUGUAGCAACGUGACGUUCGCGCCGUACGGCGAGCACUGGCGCCGGGGAAAGAAGAUCGCCGUGGUCCACCUCCUCUCCCCGCGCCGCGUGGAGUCGUUCGCGCCCGUGCGGGCCGCCGAGGUGGCCGCGCUCGUCGCCCGGAUCCGCCGCGCCGCGGAGGCACGGGAGGCCGUGGAGCUGAGGGAGCUCCUGCACGGCUACGCCAACGCGGUGGUUACCCGCGCGGCGACCGGCGCCGCCGGGGCUACGGCUGAGAGGUUGAAGCAGCUGUUAGGGAACUCUACGGCGCUGGUGGCUGGCUUGCAAGCGGAGGACGUGCUGCCGGACGCGGCGGCGAGGGUGGUGAGAUGGGCGACGGGCCUCGAUAAGAAGCUUGACGAAAUGGCCGAGGCGUGGGACAAGUUCCUGUCAGAGAUAGUGGCCGCGCACAGGGAGAAGGGGCGCGACGGUGCAUGGGAGGAGGAGGAGGACUUCUUGGACGUCUUGCUGCGGUUGAGGGAAGAAGCAGCCGACUGGCUCGAGCUCACCGACGAUCGCAUCAAAAGCAUCGUCGAGGACAUGAUAGCCGCCGCAACUGAGACGUCGACCGUCACGCUGGAAUGGACCAUGGCAGCGCUCGUCGCCAACCCGCGGGUGAUGGCCAAACUGCAAGACGAGAUCGCGCGAGUCGCCAACGCCUAUCAGCCGACCAUCGCGGAGUCGGACCUGAACAGAAUGGAGUACCUCAGGGCGGUGCUGAAAGAGGUGCUCCGGCUCCACACGCCGGCACCGCUCCUCGUCCCGCACGAAUCAACCACGCCCGCGGUCGUGCAGGGCCACGAGAUCCCGGCCAAGACCGCGUUGUUCAUCAACGCAUGGGCGAUCGCGCGGGACCCCGCCGCGUGGGACGCGCCGGAGGAGUUCCGGCCUGAGCGCUUCGUGUCCGGCAGCCCGGCGGUGGACUUCAGGGGGGCCGACUACCAGCUCAUCCCGUUCGGCGCCGGCCGGAGGAUCUGCCCCGGGAUCAACUUCGCGCUGCCUGUCUUGGAGCUCGCGCUCGCCAGCCUCCUGCGCCACUUCGACUGGGAGCUCCCCGCCGGCAUGCGCUCCGCGGACCUUGACAUGGGCGAGGCGCCGGGCCUGACGACGCCGCGGCGUGUUCCCCUUGUCCUAGUCCCCAAGUGCAAAACCCUCGCAUAGACGGGACUGCAUUAGUAGAUAAAAUCAUCGUGCCUCCAUCGGAGCUAUGGUUUUUGUAUGAACAAGGAGGCGUGGAUCAAGCUUCAGAACACGUCGCGUGCAGACUUGCAGACUGAAAAA